UCAAUGCCUUAGAUAUUUCGCAUCAAUUCCUUCGACCUGCUUUCUUGCACUGCUAUGGUAACGGGUUGCUUAAAAUGUAAGAGUAGGUGUUGCGUUUUCCUGUACGGUUGCCACAUGCUCGUCCUUUUACCAUGAGAUGGGGGAGAUGAGAAUAGGAAUUGAUGUUUCUGACGUAUUUUUCGUCCUCAGCGCUGAACGAGUUUUCCUCGGCUGUUGCAGUGAUCCUCAAGAGGUUUGUUACCCCGCGUGCCUGUGGGUGACUUAAACUAAGCUAAGCACCGUUGAGUAGUCGAGCACCCCGUGAAAUUGGCAGGUUUACCAGAGACAGCAUUUGAUAACCACGGUCACGUUUGUUUGGGUGUCUGUUACAAUGUGCUGUGCACCACGGCAGAAGGUGUUGAAUAAAUCUCGUGCUAUUGGGCUCCCACAGAGCUCAGUAGUAGGUCUAACAGUAGGUAGAGCGUCACGCAGCCGGUGGUGUUUCCAGUACGCACCAUAUAUCUAAGUGAUUCAUCUACCAUAGUUUCAAUUCCAGUGGGGUUUUAUCGGUUAUGCUAGUAGCGAUUUGAUACGCUGGGGAAGCCAGCUUUCCACCUGUACGGUUAUUCGUCGAGAGUCCGCGGUCAGGGCAGAAUUUUCAGAAUUUGAAAAAAAGCUUUUUUUUUGUUCAGUUUAUUGCCCUAUCGUGAAUUUCGUCGUCUUCCACUUGGAAGUUGUAUAAACCGAAUUUGCAAGGGUAGCCCCUUGCUUCCUUCACCUUCACCUUGUGAUUUCGCAAUUUCUGCUGCGCGAAAGGGGGAAAUUCAUACGGAACGUAGCCAAGACCGUCAGUCCCACUCAAGCCGGACACCGCAUUUGAAAUGAAUCAUUGUCGCUUGUUACCUCUCUUGACAUAAAGCCAAGAAACACAGACAGAAAAUGCUCAGUGCAUCGACCAUUUCUAUUUUCCAUCUAACGGUAGUAUUUAUUUUCCUUGGCAUUUUCACCCCUCACCAAAGCGUAUAUGUUGAUUUUGUUAAUAUAUUUAUGUGGCGCCUUGCUUCAGUUGAGAGACAUUAAGACGUAAUAAACAAUGUUCUCUCUCCGUCGACUAACAGGUGUUUUCCUGUCUGCGUAUUAGAGGCAGUUCAGAGGCACCUGCGUUUCCCCCCCACAUGUGCUGUCAACAGAUUUUGUGGAGAGAUGCACAUCAUUUGCGGCUUUUGUGAGAACAUGAUUGUUGUUUUUAGUUGCGAGCCUCUGAAGAUGACAUAGUUGCGAACACGGUGCUUUUGUUUCGGCAGUAUUGCUGGUGUUUGUACUGUAUGGAUGGAGCUACUGCUUCUUGACAUAUUUCGUUGAAGACUUUUACGAGGAAAAAAUGCGCCGAUGCCGAGAGACGCCCAACACAGAAGCAAGUUUUACAACCAACAACCAGAACAUAUAAACCGGCUAUUCAGUUUUUAAGGCAUAUUGGAAAUACCAACGAAACGUGAAUUUCAAUGCGAAACCACAGUUGCUAAGUGAACGAAAAAUGACUUCCUUACGCGUUUAGGCAAUUGUGGAUUUAUUAGUUUCCGCGAGCGAGUUAAACAUCCUUCGAUCGGCUGGUCGCGGAAGGAUAUUUCUAUAUAUUUUUUAUCUGGAAGUUUUUUUAAACUAUUAGGCCGUCAAACUGGCUAUGGCUGCAGCGAUCGCCAGCUCCCUCAUUCGGCAGAAGAGGCAGGCUAGGGAGCGGGAGAAGUCGAAUGUCUGCCGCUGCGUUAGCAGCCCCAACAAAACCAAAGGAACAUGCGAGAAACCCAGCAGGCUGAGUGUUUUUUCACGGGUGAAACUCUUCGGCUCCAAGAAACGGAGGAGGAGACGACCAGAGCCCCAGCUGAAGGGGAUAGUCACAAAGCUCUACAGUCGACAGGGCUUCCACCUGCAGCUGCAGGCCGAUGGAACCAUCGACGGGACUAAGGAGGAGGACAAUGGCUUUACCAUGUUCAACCUCAUCCCCGUGGGGCUCCGCGUGGUGGCCAUCCAGGGCGUGCAGACCAAGCUCUACCUGGCCAUGAACAGCGAGGGCUACCUGUACACGUCGGAACACUUCACACCCGAGUGUAAGUUCAAGGAGUCGGUGUUUGAGAACUACUACGUGACGUACUCCUCCAUGAUCUACCGGCAGCAGCAGUCGGGCAGGGGCUGGUACCUCGGUCUGAACAAAGAGGGCGAGAUCAUGAAGGGGAACCACGUGAAGAAGAACAAGCCGGCCGCCCACUUCCUCCCCAAACCCCUGAAAGUGGCCAUGUACAGAGAGCCCUCGCUCCACGACCUGACGGAGUUCUCCCGGUCCGGCAGCGGCACGCCCACCAAGAGCCGGAGCGCGUCGGCCGUGCUGAACGGCGGCAAGGUGGUGAGCCAGCACGAGGCCACGUAGCCGAGCAACCGGGGGCCCCACCCCCCCAGGGCGGACGCCCGACACUCGCCUGCGGACUCCUCUGGCCUUCGCCGUUCCCUCAUCGGUUCAGGACAAACACGGAAAACAAAAAAAUACCACCAGCAGAACCACACACACGAUUUAGGCCCGCCCAUUUAUCAGCAACAGCAGCAGCAACAACAACAACAGCAGCACCAACGACGACAAAAUAAGUUAAUAAAUAGCAGAAAUUAACCGCUGUGGUCACGCAUCAUGAAAUCUGACCAGUUAGCUCUUCUGGAGUUUCACUGUCCUGUGGAGCCAGUUCAUUAGUGUCCUGAUAAGGCAGAGCACACCAGGGCAUCUUGUGGACGUGUGUCAGGCAGGGCAAGAGGAGAGAGAGUCUCUGCUCAGUGCAGUGGCAGAGCAGCAGUCCUGUUCUUGAUAGCCUAGCAGUUUCACCCAGUUUGGCAACCCACCAGAGCUGCAGUUAGGAGGUACGGCCCGGCCACUCUCCUGCAUUGCCCCUUAGUGCACGCUUGCAGAGCUUUCCUUUGCAGAGCCAACAUUCAGCUGACCUGAAAAAUAAGGGGGGGGGGGCGGGUUGUAGGGGGGGUUGGACGAGACAUUGAGUGGCUGCAGCUCUGCCUGCUAAUUUUGUCAAUUUCGGAAUUAGCUGGGUGAAUCUUCUUGUUCCCCCCUUGUUUCCCCCCCCCCUGUCCUCAGUGUUUGUCUUUUUUUUUUUUUGCCAUUGCUGAGCAACAAGGGGUCCCGGCACACCAAAGACAGAACUGUGAGUGUCCCUUUAAGCAGUCACACGUCAGCGGAGAGCGGUGGGAUUCUGCUUCUUACUGUACAUUUAGAAAUAAGGGCAAAAAAGAAAGGAAUGUGAUGCACGGUAUGUGAGCAUUAAUGUUUCAGUAUUGUAGGAAUUGGUUGUUUUUCUUUUUGUUCGUUUUUUUGCUGGUAUGCAAUGAGACUGGCGUAUGAGACGACUGUUACUGUAAGUGUCCACCCCCUUUCUGUUUUCUGUCUGUCACUGUCUGUAACCAAUCGAGUAGUCGUGUCAAGCCCUCCCCGCCUUCUCUUUGUGUAAAACGGAUUUGAUGUCACGGAUCGCCAUGGAAACAUGGUGAACCAGUGCCCACCGAGGACCCUGUUUAGUGAAUGAAUAAACUCAUUGUGGUGAUUUUUCUAUGACAAAAUAAAAUAAAAUAAAAUACUGUGGACUUUUAGGUGGCUUAACAUUUUAUAGGAUGUCAUAUUUGUAAAAGUGAACAAAUGUUAAAAAAAAAAUGUAAAAAUGAAAAAAAGAUUAAACUUUUCCCUUUCUUGUACAGGGCAUAUACAACUGACGGUGUACAACAAAGACCCUUUUUUUGUGGGCAAAGUACUCUUUCCCCCUUCAGCAACAUAUCUCCUUCAUACAGUAUAUGCUGCAGGGAUGUUCUUUUCCUUCGUUUAUUUUGUUAUAGGUGAACAUAUCUGUUGCAUGGGAGACAGCAGGACUUUUGGGCUAGAGGCUGCAUGAUGUAGGCUUUGUGUAUUAACCCAUGUUGGAUCAAGUGUUCCAAAACCAGGACAAUAAAACAACAUGUACAAGCAGGUAUUCUGCCUGGUACCUUCCAGUUGUUUAUUAAUUGUUGUAUACACAAAAUGCACUGAAUAAAAUGUUUAUAUUAAGAUAUACUUUUAAAA
This is a messenger RNA of Anguilla anguilla (European eel), 4078 nucleotides long. It is a transcript of the gene fgf13a, whose product is annotated as fibroblast growth factor 13a. The transcript is spliced from 5 exons. Bases 1661 to 2401 code for a protein of 246 amino acids. Gene Ontology annotation, biological process: positive regulation of protein phosphorylation; positive regulation of gene expression; animal organ morphogenesis. Lineage: Eukaryota; Metazoa; Chordata; Actinopteri; Anguilliformes; Anguillidae. The record is from RefSeq and is a predicted model, not a curated record. Gene Ontology annotation, cellular component: cytoplasm. Gene Ontology annotation, molecular function: growth factor activity; fibroblast growth factor receptor binding.